GUUUACACUUACUCUCACCUCUUCCAUUCACAAUACGAGGCAGGAUGUCUUCGGUGACUAGUCCUUCUCCUUCUCCCCCACAUCAGCAGGCAAGCAUGUCGCGACGCCCACCACGCAAGAGUACUCUCACCCAGCAGCAAAAGAAUCAGAAGCGCCAGCGUGCAACUCAGGAGCAGUUGGUUACUUUGGAGGCGGAGUUCAAUAAGAACCCAACGCCCACGGCCAUUGUUCGUGAACGGGUCGCCCAGGAAAUUAACAUGACCGAGCGAUCAGUACAGAUCUGGUUUCAAAAUCGGUAUGUAGCGUUGUAUGGUAUCGAUGAAAUGAGAUGAUCUAACCUUCUUCAUUUUUUGUAGUCGCGCCAAGAUUAAGCAUUUGGCGAAGAAGAGUCUUGAGACUGGGGAGGAGUGUGACGCUGUUCCUGAUUGCGUGCGUCAGUAUUUCGCGAUGCAAGCAAUGGAAAAUGGAAAAGCGUUCCCCCGUGGCCUCAUGGGUGAUCGAUCCCGGAGUCUUUCGGCUUAUGGCAAUGGUAAUAUGUUGAAUCCAGAGCAAAGUCCUCAGGGCAAAAUCGGUAUGUUGGAGAUCCCGAGCUUGGGUUAUAUUUAUUGCAUGCAAUUGACCUUGAUUAGUGAUCCACCACUUUACAUGUCGUUCAUUGAGCAUUGGGUCAUGGCGUCGGGUUGGGCAGAACGCCAUGGACCUGGUUAUAUUCUAUUCGCCAGAGAAGGCCUGCAUCACCUACUAUAUCAACAACGAUUCAGCCGGCUAUAAGAUUGAGUAUCCGUUCGCAUAUAUCAAGAGCAUCGAAAUCGAGGGUUUGGAUACGCCCGUCACGUCCCACGGAGCACAGAAGCAGGGACAACUUGUCAUCACUUUGACCCAACCUCCCAACUUUUUUAUGGACUCGUCUGGAUCUGCAUCCGGAUCUGGUGGGUUUUACCAGUGCGGUGAUUUUACCGAGGACCAACAAGCCUCCCAAGUUCUGAUCCAUCAACUUGGAGGGCACCCGAAGAUCCUCCAGAGCCAACUAGCGAAGUUGAUGACCCUGGAUGCGUUUGCGAACAGACACCUGCACUCUCAGUCACAUUUACAACAAUUUUAUGACAACCCGACAUUUUCAGUCUCCGCUCCUGUAUCGCCCCAGAUUGUGCGACCUGCCUCAUCUAAUGAUGUUGACACCCCUGCCGGUUACCCACAGGACCCAGCCCCUGGACACAACUUUCAUCAGAAACACAGACGCACUAGGAGUCGCUCUGUUCCGCUUGCGAUCGACUUCUCUCAGCUCCAGCAGAAUAUGCCAUCAUUUUCAUUCCAGGAUGCUCAAGACCAUCUUUAUGCCCCCGCCCCUCAGCAUCCUCAUGCACUUGUUAGCUCGGGACUCCCCAACCCUCUCCGCAUUGAUACGUCUUCUUCCGGAUUCCUUGACUACAGGCCGGGAUCGGCAUACCCUCUGUCGGCUGCUACUACUACCUCUCCUUCGGAUUAUUCUAGCCCUUCGAUGAUCAACUCUUCCCUGCAUCAUGAUAUGAGCAACAGUGCUGGUUAUGGUACUCCAUACAGUUUGCCUUUCCUUUCGCCUAUGGUCGAUCCAGCUAGUGCCAUUGGCACUUCUGUUUCUCCCGUCUCGAUCCGUCAUGGUGACCCGGUGAUUGCUAGUACCUCGCCCCCUUUGUCCCAUCUCUACCGAUCCACAAGCUCCGAAAUGUUCCCUGAGGCAUAUGAUCAACAGAAUCCUCUCUCGGACGAUGGUGUUGGGUUGAAUGAAUUGUACUCAAAGCAGUCGCUGGGUCUGUCUGGCCACUCGCCCUCGGUCGAGGAUCAGGAGGAUGUGGAUAUGCAGCAGAUGAUGCAGUUUUCGUUAGCGCAGGGAGUUACACCGGCCGCGAACGGGAUGUAAUUGGCCCAGCUUGGCAGCUGAGGCACCACUGGCAUCUUUGGAUACGUAUAGAUCGCUUUAGUAUGACGCGUUAAUAAUAUUUCUGUUUUCCGAUGCCUUUUGCUCUUCGCCUUUCAUUCGCAUUUGGUUUUCCUUUUCUUGCCUUUCCUUUGUUAUUGUUUUUGUCAUUAUUUUGCAUCUUGCGCUGCUUUUUGGUUGUUUCUGUAUGGCUAUUGCGGUGAUUGGGGGUUCUUUUUUUGCUCAAUGCAUGAUUCGAGUGCUGGCUGCUCAUCACUGUGUGGGGUUUGUUGGUUUCUUCACUGUUUUUUUAUUUCCACAAAAUUAUUUUUUCCUUUUAACGGUUUCAUUUGGCAGAAGGGACAUUUCUACUUAGUUGGAUUGGGUGGUCAUGGCUUUCAUAUACUUGGUUGUAAUUGUAAGCCAAGAACUGGUAAAACUUUGGACCUUAGGGAGGCGUUCAGUCGGCAGGACAGAUGGGGAUGGUAGGAUAUCCUCCCAAAAUAUUAUUCCCUGCGCUAUUUACACAAAAUUUGAUAAUGUGUCGCAAUUCUUCAAUUGUGCUGCCUUUUCUUUUUCUCUUCUUUUCCUUUCCCUUUCCUCAUGCUUUGAGAACAAAUUAUCUGUUUUAAUCUCCUUUUUUCCUCUACCCUUUUUUGUUCCUUUGGUUGCCUAGUUUCCUAACUUUUUGGAUUCAAUCGUCGAUCCCGGCGGGUCAUGGAGUUCACAGGGCAUAUAGCCUACUCCUGGGUUCCCUCGUGCUUUCCUCUUUCUCUGUCCUCAUUCUCCUAUCGUGCUAGCACCAUUUAUCCGUAAUAGUACUUGUAGCAGCAUCAUGAUUUCCCAAUACCUGCCUCUUCUAUCUAUCCUCCGUGGACCGAUCUUGUGGCGGGUGGCUCGAUGGGUAGUGGUAUUAUAUAGAAUGGAAAAGAAAUGCAACGUUUGAACGAAGUUCUCUCUCCGCAUCGCAUUGAAUUCGUAAGUUAGUCCCGGUGUAUUACCGUUGGGGUCGGUGGCCAAGUCGGGGUUGGGCGGCAACUCAUAGAGAAUGUCCAACCUUGAGUCGGCCGCGCUCGUAUACUGGAGAGGGUGUUCAAAGUUACUGAUCAUAGAUCUACGUCUAAAACAGGGUCAAGAAAGGGAGCAUGCUGGUGGGGAUAGCGGAUCGAAGAGAACCAGCUUACCUUUUGACGUCCGGUUGAGGAUUCAAGUUCUCAACCAUGCGCUCAAUAUCUUAUUACUGCCCCCACUACUGCGAAUAUUUCCCAACAGCAUCCCUCGGCAUCUCCACCCUUACCCCCACCUCUUCCAACCAUAUCCCGCCGGACAAAGGUUUUAUCUAUUAUUCCUCUCCUCUCUCCUUCAACUCACCGGUCUGAGUGCACCAAGAUUUCGAGUACCGGUGGCAUAAUUUCUCUCGUUCCAACAAACACAACCUGCUAGGAUGUCAGAAAAAGGUAUUUUGGAAAAGCUGUGGACUAAUUCCAAACCCUGCGAGGGGGAAUAGGGAGCGCUCAGGGGAAGAAGGAUCACUCUCCUCUGGCAACUCUGGCAGUAGGGGAGCCAUAUUCAUGGCUAUCACCUAUGAAUCGAAUAUCCCUAGAAAUCAGUGUUCUCCCUAUAGCAGUGCUGGGAGAUGAUGAGGGGCAGGUGUGAUUCUUACAAGGUGUGAUGGAGUGGUUGUUUGUGCAUUAGUGAAGGGGUCGGGACGGGUUUUUGAGCUCAGCGGGCCCAAUCACUGGACUGGCUACAAACUGGGAACGUAGUGUUGCCCGGACUCGUGUUUGCUACCGUUUUCGGUUGAUGGGUUCUAACUUAUUGGUCAAUUUGUUACACAGCACCGGCACAAUGCAUGGAAAUGGUGAAAACUCUGGACUCGAUACUGUAGUGGACAAGGGUGCCUAGAGGAAGGCUGGCG
Messenger RNA from Tuber aestivum (summer truffle), 3812 nucleotides. The record is from the annotation of a GenBank genome assembly. NCBI's taxonomy places the organism in Eukaryota, Fungi, Ascomycota, Pezizomycetes, Pezizales, Tuberaceae.